GCUCGGCUCGUCGCUGUGAACGUCGUCUCACUCCCCGGCGACAGGCAGUGUGCGGGCCGCGCUCACGUCGGGCGGGCUCGGUCUGCCGCCGCCGACUGGGCUCUCCGCCGUUCCCGGGAGCCGAGCUUUUCUAGGGGCUCUGUUGCUUGCGACCACGAUGACAAACUUAGACAGUGUUGACCAGACGACUGACACCCUCCCCGAGCUCAAGAGCUCCAAGGAAUGGUUGCAACCGAAGUCAAUUUCGUUCGUGGAGGCACUAGCUGAAGAUGAUAUUGAUGCAGCUAUUCAGUCGAUACUGUAUAAAGAAAACUAUGCAAUUAAGGAACUAGAUAAGUAUUUACAACAUCAUGACUUCUUAAACACAAGAAGAAAAGAGUUAUUACAUAAAAGAUGGGUUGACCAUGUAGCAAAUCCUCUCCAGAAGAAAAUUAUAGAAAAAGUUUGUUCACACAAGAAUAUUACUAAAAGGAGGCAACGGGAAUCAGCUGGGUUUUUAAAACAUGUAAAUAAACAGGGAAAUGUGUUCAUAGAACACUAUGAUCCAAGAGAGUAUGAUCCCUUUUAUAUGGACAAAGAAGACCCCAGUUUUAUGAAGGUAAUCAUCCCACCAUUCCGAGAUCCUUUGAAAAAGGCCCAAGCAGACAGAUACAAUGAAGAAAGAACGCUUCUUCAGUGUGAGACUGGCAAAAUCUACACAAUGACAGAAUUCAAGGAGGAGGCCAAGUUGCGUUCCAGAUUCCCCAGAAUCCGUAAUUCAAGACACUUCAUGACUCCAAAUGAGUGGCUGAAAAUGCCCACAUCCUACAUGGAAAGUGACUUUUGUAAAAGGAGAAGGUUAAACAUGAAAGUGAAUUUUAACAGCAGUAGUUUUGAUUUGGAACACUGCUCAAGAGCCCCUCCUCUUCUGGAAAUGCCGAAUGGAGAAAAAGCAGUGGUUUCCAGAGUCAAAGACUCAUCCUUUCUGGAGAAAGGACCUCUGCAUUGUCAGAUGGGAAAGACUCCAAACCGCAGAGAGGCCGACUCUGAGGGGCAGCGCCUCAGCCUGGAGGCAGGAAGUGCUGUGGCCCAGGAGGCAGUAAGAGCGGGGGUCCUGCUGUUUUGUAACACACAGGCACCAACUGCUAAUCCCCAAACCUAAACAGAUGGGCACUAAUCUGUGUGAAAGGGUUCCAGGGAGAGAGGAGCAGCCAUCCCCCUGAAACACCCUUCUUCACCCCCGACAGAAAAAGAAAAAAAAAAAAGGCAGGAAAAAAGUACUAGAAGCUGAGAGAAAAGUUUGCUCCCGGGCGUCCACAGAGUGGAGAGCAGGACUCCCGAGGCCCCGUUCCCGAGCUGUUGGCCUGCUCCCUCUCCACCAUCUCUACCAUUUCUCAACCACUUCUCACUCAUCUUUGGGCUCUAAGCUUGGCCUCACCUACUGUUUCCUUUAAUUCAGUCAGGACAGCUAGAAUAAUUUCAGUAGGACCACCAGAGUAGUGAAAUGUAAGGCAUAAAAGUCUGCAAACUGAAAAUGUCAGCUGUAUAGAAACUGUCCACAGAGCACAGAGGUCUCACCCUAAGACAGCUCUGCAAACUUGCUGGCUGGCUGACCAUCUCAGCCCAGCCUACUGCUUCCAGGUCAAGAGUCCACCUCUCCCUCUAAGCCCCAAGGCCUGGAGGCCUGGAGUUUAGGGUUUGGAGAAGUCAUACCUUUCCCUCCAUCUUCCUUACUGCCCAGUUAGAAAUCAGAAGAGCAGCGAGCUCUUAGUUCUGAGUAAGCAGUCCAUCUUCACCUCUCAUUUUAGAUGUCUCUCUGUUUCACCCAAAGGAGAAAGAAACACUGAAGCUCUGUUUUGUGGUUUAGCCUCUCCGGUGGUUCGAUUUCAGUAUCCUUCCGGGUGCUUUCUCUCUCAGAAAUUUCACCAGCACCUACUGUGAGCCAGGCAGUGUUUGAGACAUAACACACAAUAUCAAGAACUCUGAUCUUCAGGAGCUUAUAGGACAGGGCAACAAUAUCAAUAACAAAUAUAUGAUGUGAACUCAGAAUAAGUGCAGCAGGGAAAACGCAACAGGUAAGGGGCUGGUGGUGGUGCACCUGGUUGAGCACACAUGCUACAGUGCACAAGGACCCAGGUUCGAGCCCCCCAGUCCCCACCUGCAGGGGGAGAGCUUUGCAAGUGGUGAAACAGGGCAGCAGGUGUCUCUCUCUCUCUCUCUGUCUUCCCCUUCCCUCUUGAUAUCUGGUUGUCUCUAUCCAAUAAGUAAAGAUAGCAAAAACAAAUUCAAAAAUCCAAUAGGAAAAGUGGGAUGAGGGAAGAACUACCCUGACAGAACCGGUCUAAGUGGACAGUGAGGGGGACGAGUUGUUUUACAGUCGCACCCUACACACCCUCUUUGUGUAUUGUGAUGGUUAUUAAAUUUAAUCAGCCUCAAACGUGACUACUCCUUACUUAGCUUACUUACCUCUGCCCCUCUUCCUGUCCAGACUGCUUCCCUCCAUCCCUCCAACCUACCCCGGUCCCCACCCCCAGUUCAGUGAAUAGCUCCAGAAUCAGGACCCUUCAGAACAAAAAAAAAAAAAAAAAAAAAAAUCUGGGCCUGGACUUGUGUUGUUGGAGACAUUUUUGAUGACCUUCUCAAUCUCUUUGGUUGUAAUCAACCUAUUAAUGUUUUCCAGUUCUUGCUGGCUCAGUCUGUUUCU
Messenger RNA from Erinaceus europaeus (western European hedgehog), 2683 nucleotides. RefSeq names its product protein FAM228B-like. The record is from RefSeq and is a predicted model, not a curated record. The transcript is spliced from 9 exons. Lineage: Eukaryota; Metazoa; Chordata; Mammalia; Eulipotyphla; Erinaceidae. The coding region runs from base 158 to 1141 and encodes 327 amino acids.